Penaeus monodon (black tiger shrimp) is the source of this 1963-nucleotide messenger RNA. Its product is annotated as probable low-specificity L-threonine aldolase 2. The record is from RefSeq and is a predicted model, not a curated record. NCBI's taxonomy places the organism in Eukaryota, Metazoa, Arthropoda, Malacostraca, Decapoda, Penaeidae. Gene Ontology annotation, molecular function: L-allo-threonine aldolase activity. Gene Ontology annotation, biological process: glycine biosynthetic process; L-threonine catabolic process. Bases 80 to 1324 code for a protein of 414 amino acids. The transcript has 11 exons. Gene Ontology annotation, cellular component: cytosol.
CCGACCUCCUAUGCGAACGCGUAGGAAAACAACACCUUGACUUAGGACAAACGUAGGAGAAAUCUGCUGAGAAAUCGGAAUGAAUCGCUGUACAAGGAUGGCUACCUCAAGUUACUGUAUGUUAAGAAGAAAUCUCAGUUACAGUUUAACAAACAGAGCGAUAUUAAUGCAACAGCUGCGACGUUGGUAUCAUCCCCCUCCAGCCAUAGCAGCCGACUUUCAGGGUUUGCUUGUGGAUCUGCGCUCAGACACAAUAACAAAACCAACAUUAGGAAUGAAAAAAGCUAUGAUGGAUGCACUGCUUGGGGAUGAUGUCUAUCGUGAAGAUCCAACCGUCAAAGAGUUGGAGAGAAGAAUGGCCAUUUACACAGGGAAAGAAGCUGCUUUAUUUGUACCUUCAGGAACAAUGGGAAACCUCAUAGCUGUCCUGGGCCACUGCGAGAAUCGAGGGUGUGAGGUGCUCUUAGGAGAUCAGGCACACAUAUUCUUAUAUGAGCAGGCUGGCAUGGCACAGAAGUUAGGUGGUGUGCAGCCUCACAUUAUACCCAACCGACCUGAUGGAACAUUUGAUGUCAGUGAAAUACCUGCCCGAGUUCGAGAUGAAGAUGUACAUUGUCCACGAACAGCCCUCGUGUGCAUUGAAAAUACCCAGAAUGUUUGUGGUGGGAAAGUAAUACCAUUAUCAUGGAUAGAUCAGGUUGGCAGCAUAGCAAAGUCCUUAGGUAUUCCCCUUCACAUGGACGGAGCUCGCUUGAUGAAUGCUGUGAUUGCAAGUGGGGAAAGUGCUCCUCGGAUUUUGCAAGCCUGUGAAACUGCAUCUAUAUGUCUGAGCAAGGGCUUAGGGACCCCUGUAGGAUCUGUGAUUGUGGGCAGUGAGGAGUUUAUGUACAAAGCAUUACGUCUUCGUAAAGUUUUGGGAGGCGGUAUGCGGCAAGCUGGAAUGCUGGCGGCAGCAGGACUUUAUGCUAUAGAUAACAUGAUAGACCGUUUAGCAGAUGACCAUAGACAUGCCCAGCAGCUGGCACAAGCAAUUCAUGGUAUGGGAAGCAGAUCUGUGAAGUGUAGCCCAGCUGAAGUGCAUACAAAUAUUGCAAUAGUACAUCUAGCUACAGAUAUCAUAACCCCGGAACAAUUCUGCAAGAGAUUGUUAGCAGUAGGUGAAGGAGAGAUUUCUGAAAUUGGGGAAGUGGCCAUCAAAGUCUUGCCUUGGACUUCGGACUCUGUGCGUUUCGUGACACACUUUGACGUAAAUAGUGAGGGUAUUGAAGCUGCAGUCUCAAAGCUCAAGUAUGUUAUAGGCGAGAUUGAUAGUCAGUUGGAUUAGGCCAGAUGAAGUGAGUGACAUUGUUGUUCUUUAAGAGACUUAGGAAAGUAUACUAGGCAUAGUAAAUAAUGAGACAGGUUAUUUGGACAGUCACUAGCUAACAUUCAUAGAUGUAGAUAGGCAUAAGAUGUUUCAUUCUAAUUAAGAUUUAACAUGAAUUUACAUGAAUAAAAAGAGGUAUUUUUGUAAUUAUAAUACAAAAAGAUGUAUUUUUUUAUAAUGAGGUGUAUGAUAUUCUCUUGGUAUAUAAAAAAAAUAUAUAUAUUACAAUAUUGAUAAGUAAUAUUAAAAUUGUAUAUUAGAGUUUCUAAUGACAGAAAUUUGCUUUGUUGAAAAGGUUCUCAUAUGAUUUUUCUGGUCAUUGCAAUAAAACUAUUGUGUGCCAUUGUUGUUUAGCAUUAUUUAGGAGUAAGAUACUAUAGAAAAUAUCUGAUGUUAAGGUAUGUUUCUAAGUGUUCAGAAUAAUGUGUAUAUAUAAAAUGUGUAUGUGAGAUGAAGAAUUUUGAAGUGAAAUGAAUCAUAUUCCAUAUUUUGUAUUAGAAGAAAAUGUACUUAAAUGUACACAUGUUUUUCAUUUCACAUUCAUUUGUCCUGGUCACAGUUUACAAUAUAUUUUUGGCUCUGUGAACUUCCACAUUU